CCUGCUCAUAGACUGCAAGUGUAAAGAGUUGUGAAAACACGUUUGUUGUCUUUGGGGGGAGAGUGAGGAAGCACCAGGAAUUGCUUCAAAGGACUUUGUCUGAAGGUAGCAUGUAGAGGAACUUGGAAAAGGACCAUUGAGUUUCCUCUUGUCAUUGUUGUUCUGAGUUGAGAGGCUUCUUGAUGGGAGUGGAAAGCUGUCCCACUGUGAUUUUCUGGGUUUCUGUUAGGGCAUUUGCUUUCUCCUCUUUGUCCUUUCUCCUUCUACUUUGUGAACUGUGUUUGAGCAAUUGUCUUGCUGAUUCCUCUUAAGAAAGACUGUCACCCCAUCUAUAAUAAGGGAAUUUUUGACUGUCAGGGAAUGUUUGGGAACCCUCCCACAGUGUUGUUCUGCAGUUAUGAACUGUACUGUUGUAAUCUGGGACAGAUUUGUGUGUAAAAGUGAAAUACAAAGAACAUGUGAAUGCCUUGUGUGGAGACAGCAGUCUUUGUAGGCGUGUUCAUUCUGGGAAAGCUUUGUGAAUAUUUCUCAACAGCUGUGAGGUUUUUAAUCCAUUUGUCCCUUGACUGAGGUAAAGCUGAGCAGGUACAUUUCUUCAGUUUGGAGACACAGCUUAUAGAGCAUUCAGAGGAAUGAGGGGAGCAGGGGAUUUGCUGGCAGGAUUCUGCAUGUCUUCACAGCACAGUCUUUGACAGGACUUAGAUUCAAGUCAUGGGAACUUGGUCCCUCCCCUAAGAGGGUCCCUGGGUGUGCAAAGGCCUCUGCAAAGCUGUAAGGUGAGGGCAUGACAUUCCCAACUCUCCUGACAGGUCCAUCUGGGGGUGGCAUCUGUGAGGUGUUCGAGUACAAAGUGUUUGUGACACUAAAGAUGUAGGAGUUUCAGAAGACGGAUUGCACUAAGAGGGCAUACUUGUUCUUAUAUGGAAAAAUUUGGGGGAGUGUCUGGAGAUGGGCAUUUGGUGAGCAAAUACUGCUACCAGAGAGAGACUUUUCUCUCAGGAACUGCGUGGGGAUGCAGCUGUCCCUUCCACAAAUGGGUCCUGAUAGAAGCCAAGUUCUGAGCUGGUCUGGAAAAGAAUGCUGUGCACUGAGGAGUGAAUGAUCUACUUGAUAAGUCAACCAGAGUCAUAGAGUCCUUUAGGUUGUAAAAGCCCCUGGGCAACAUUGAGUACUACUGUUACCGUAGCACUGCCAAGUCCACCACUAAACCAUGUCCUUAAGUGCUAUGUCCAGGGUUGGUGACUCAGCCGCUUCCCUGGGCAGCCUCGUGACCCACCCUUAGAGCCCUCAGCCAGUUCUUCACACACUGCACCAUGAACGUGCUCAUCUCGCAGUUGGAUAGGGUGUCCAGAAGGUUGCUGUGAGGAGCUGUAUCAAAUGCUAAAACCCAGAAACACUACAUCUACCACCUUCCCUUUGUCCAUGAGGUGAGUGAACUGUCAUAGAAGGAUAUCCAAUUAAUUUGAAGAGGACUUAGCUUUUUUGAGCACAAUUUGACUCUAUCCGGUAUUUGGAUUAUACUUUAAAUGCAUUUCAGUACUACCCAUUAUGAUCUUCUCCAUGAUUUUUCCAGGCACUAAGGUUGGACUCCCAGGACUGUAAUUUCCUGGCUCUGUCCUAAUGGUCUUCUUGUUAGCUGGAAUUCCAGUGGCCAGUUUCCAGUCAGCAGGGUCCUCCCCAGACUCCCAAGGCUUUUGAUAAAUGAUUGAGCGUAGUUGUGCUGUAGCAUCCACUAGUUCCCUCGGUACACUUGGAUGAAUCCCAUCAGGCCCCAUGGUACUGUAAGCAUUCCUAUAUUACAGCUGGUCCCUUACAAUUUCAGUGUCCACCACCAAAGGAAAGUCGCUGUUCGUGCCCUCAUGGUCCUCUGACUCAGUAGAUCAGGCAGCCCAAGUUCUGCGAGUAUUAGGAAGAGUGAGGUAGGAGAACCAUUGAGCUUUGGCCAUUGGCGUCUUCUCCCUGCAUACACGAACCACAGCUCUACGAUCUUCCUGCAAAGCCUGGCCUUGCUUCCACAGAUGACACAUUUUUAUACAAAUUUAUUUUUCCCCUUGAGCUCCACGUGGAGUUCCCUGUUGGGCCCAUCUGGUCUUCUGCCCCUCCUGCUUGACUUUUGACCCUCUGUCAUUGCCUGCUUAUAGACUGUAAGUGUAGAGAGUUGUGAGAAAUAGGUUCAGCAUCUUUGGCUGGAGUGUGAGGAAAGUCCAGGAGUUGCUUCAAAGGACUUCAUCUGAAUGUGGAAUUGACAUGAGUUUGGAAAAGCGUGGUUUAGUUUUGCAUACACUUUUGCUAGUGCUCGCCUUGGGAUGCGCAGGAGCAGUGGCGGUAGAAGCCAAAUCUCUUUGCUGUUGACAUCCUGACUCUGGGCUUUUUUCUCUGGUCUUGGCACGGAUCCCGGCUCACACUGCACGGCCACACUUGGGACUCCUCGCUGUCCCACCGCUUUCCCCACAAAUGUUCCUCCAGUUCAACUCCUGACCUCUCUCUUUUACCGACUCUGAUCCUGCCUCUACUCAUCCCAUAAUAAGAUUUGCGUGCUCCCACAAUCCCUCUCAAACAGCUCGUAAUCUAUUUCCCCUUUCCUAUGAGGCCUUUUCUGAUAAUCCAGGAUAUUUCCUUCCCCCCCCCCCGUUUGUUGGUUCUGGUUGAACCUCUGACAGUUGACACUUGAAGAGGGCCUUUAAUGCCCAAUCGCUCAGUGUCAUUAGGUUCCUGGGCUUUGCGAUUGUCUCCUUAUGCUCCUGCUCGUUAGUGUUUGUGUAUCUGGGGGUCUAAUUAGUGACCUCUCCUGUUUGUUUCCUUGCAUUUUAUUCCAGAUGCUGUGGCGUUGCAUCCUUACCCAGGUGCAGGAGUUCAGGUCCGGUCUCUAAGUAGAGGGACCUUUAAAACCUUUGAUUCCUUGUCUUUCACGUUAAAUUGCUGUGGCCAUGAAUCCUUCCUCAGGUGCUGGAGUUCGGGUUUGAUCACCUAGACCAGCACUGUUAUUCUAUAGUAGUGGUGAGUGAAGGUGUUAGGGAGACAUUUCUUUAGGGAAACUUUCCCCCUGGCACAAGCUCUCCUAUUCUUUUGGGACCCGCCCCACUCGCUAAGGGUCCUGUGCUGAUGAAUAAGCAGAGAAGAGAAGGAAAAGCCCUCUAAGUAUCCUGUGGAAGUGGCAGAUCUUGCAAUGCCCACCCAGAGGAAAACCCCGAGGAACUGGCGGUUCAAAGCCGGGCGGAGCUGCCCAGAGCCGCGCUCUGUCUGCGGGGAGGGAGCUGCUUCCUAGCGAAGAGAGAGCGUUUCCACUGCGCCUUUUGGCUCCGUCUGGGCACGGGGAGCGCAGCCUCCAGCAGCAAAGCCCGGGCUGGCGGCUCUGCGCUGCCGGAGCAGCAGAGGAACUAUUCUCCCGUGCGACGCUGGGUGGGGCUGUUGGCCGCGAACCGGCGGGUUCCUCUGCCCGCCCCGGCUUUGCAGGCACCGGCAGACAGAAAGAGCCGCGGGAGCCGCUCGGGAAGGGCGGCGGAACACGGAGCCGGGGAACUCGGGGGCUUUCAGACCCCUCAGCCCGGGACUGCUGACCAAAUCUCCCUCGGACGCCGCUUGAAAAUGCUGUUAAUCACGGAGGACGGGGAAUGGCUUUUGUGGCGAGUAAGAGCGAGUGGGAGACGGAGCAGAGAGCGGCAGAGGCAAGUGAUCUUGUUGCUUGUGUGCGUUUGCGUGUGUCAGAGCGGGGCCGAACCCCUCCGCUAUUCCCUGGCGGAGGAGAUGGAGAGGGACUCCUUUGUGGCCAAUAUUGCAGAGGACCUGGGGCUUUCUCCGAGCCAGCUGGCGGCUCGCAAGGCGCGCGUUGUGUCCGAGGGGAACGAGCGGCUUUUCCACCUCAACCGAAACACGGGAGUGCUGACGGCAAAGGAAUCGCUGGACCGAGAGGAGAUGUGUCCGAGGAGCGAUACGUGCACCGUUUUCUUUAAGAUAGUCUUUGAAAAUCCCUUGCAGUUGAUCCGAGGGGAGGUGGAGAUUCGUGACGUCAACGACAACUUCCCCGUCUUCCCGGAGAAGCAAACGGUUUUAGAGAUUCUGGAAACGACAUCUCCUGGUUCCCGUUUCCCUCUGCAAAGUGCCCAGGACAAGGACGUGGGCAUCAAUGGUUUGCAGAACUACAGCCUCGGUUUCAGUCCGCAUUUCUCCCUCGAUAUUCGAAUCGGGAAAGGUGGAGAAAAAUACGCAGAGCUCGUCCUAGAGCGUCAGCUGGACCGGGAAGAACAGCCGCAACUGAAUUUACUCCUCACGGCAACAGAUGGGGGCUCGCCACCCAGGUCGGGAACGGCUCAGGUCCGGAUCGUGGUGCUGGAUGCCAAUGACAACACCCCGGUCUUCGAUCGAGAGGUCUACGAGGUGCGGCUGGCCGAGAACAGUCCCCCGGGGCAGCUGGUGGUCAGAGUCGCAGCCGCGGAUCCCGACGAAGGGUCCUACGGGAAAGUGCGCUACAGCUUCAGUCAGAUAUCGGAGCGGUCCCAGCAGCUCUUCCAACUGAACCCUGACACUGGGGAGAUCCGGGUGGCGAGCAACGUGGACUUCGAGGAAGCGAAGCACCACGAGAUAACGGUGAGAGCCACUGACGGCGGAGGACUGUCUGCGCAUUGCAAAGUGCAGGUGGAGGUACUGGACGUGAACGACAACGCCCCGGAGAUAACGCUUACCUCGCACUCGGCCUCCGUUCCCGAGGACGCGCCGCCCCGCACCGUGGUGGCCCUGUUGAGCGUGCGGGACCGCGACUCCGGCGACAAUGGCAGAACAGAGUGCUCGAUCGACGGGGACUUGCCCUUCAGCCUCACCGCCACGGCGGAUCAGCACUACGAGUUGAGGACGACGGCGGCGCUGGACAGGGAGAGGACGGCGGAGUAUAACAUCACGGUGACGGCCGUGGACUGGGGCCGGAGGCGCCUGAGCUCGCGGACCAGCCUCUCCGUGCAGGUGUCGGACGUGAACGACAACGCGCCCGAGUUCACGCAGGAGGUUUACACCGUGUCGGUGUCAGAGAACAACAGCCCCAUGGUGCGCAUCGGCAGCGUGAGCGCCACGGACGCCGACGCGGGAACGAACGGGCGCGUGAGAUACGCGCUGGUGCGGCAGGAGGGCGCGGAGCAGCCCGCGGUGUCGGUGAACGCCGAGAGCGGCGCCGUCUUCCUCCUGCGGCCGCUGGACUACGAGCAGGUGCGCGCCUUGGAGGUGGCGGUGCGCGCUGCCGACGGCGGCUCUCCGCCGCUGAGCGCCCAGGCGGUGCUGCGCGUGGCGGUGCGCGACGAGAACGACAACGCGCCCGUGGUGCUGCACCCGCCCGCCGAGAGCAGCGGCGCGGCGGCGGGCGAGCUGGUGCCGCGCUCGGCCGAGGCCGGCUACCUGGUGGCCAAGGUGGUGGCGGUGGACGCGGACGCGGGUCAGAACGCGUGGCUGUCGUACGAGCUGUGGAAGGCGACGGAGCCGGGGCUGUUCCGCGUGGGGCUGCACAGCGGCGAGGUGCGCACGGCGCGGGCCGUGGCGGAGCGGGACGCGCCCCGGCACCGGCUCGUCGUGCUGGUGCGAGACCGCGGGCGGCCGCCGCGCUCCGCCACCGCCACCCUCGGCAUCGCCCUGGUCAGCGGCUUCUCCGACGCCCAUUUGCGGGGCGCCGAGGAGGCGCCGGCCGCCGAGCCCGAGGGGCCGCUCACCCUCUACCUCACCGUCUGCCUGGCCUGCGUGUCCGCCCUCUUCCUGGCCACCGCGGGCGCCGCCGUGGCGGCCAAGGUGCGGCGGGCCCGGCGCGGCGCGGCCGACGGCUUGCCCGCCUUCCCGCACUCCGCCCCGACCAGCAGCGCGGGCUCCCUGCCCCGCACCUCCGUCUACGACGUCUGCUUCGCCGCCGGCAGCCUCGACGGAGACUUUCGCUUCCUCGGGCCCCUCCUGCCCUGCUUCCCCGACGGGAUGCCCCCCGGCCCGCCCGAGCAGCGGAGCUCGCUCUGCUCCACAGAGGCGGCCAACCUCGGCGACGGCGGCGACCGGGCUGCAGAGGGCAGAGCUCCCGUCUCCGCAGACACGGCUCGCAGAUGGGCGGAAGCAGCUUGCACUGCAAACAGGGGGAAGGAGCUCCUUGGCAAUUCUGAUCCAAACCCUUGGCUCCCUCCUCAGUAACCGACGACGAAGGCGAACGUGUCUGUCGUCCGUGGCCAAUGUCCUCACAGGGAAAAGAGAACGGCGACACCAAACCCUCACCAAAAAAAUGACCACGGAAGUGCAAUGCUCGUCUGUGAGAGACCAAACCCCUU
Messenger RNA from Cuculus canorus (common cuckoo), 6281 nucleotides. RefSeq names its product protocadherin beta-15-like. The transcript has 2 exons. Bases 3586 to 6147 code for a protein of 853 amino acids. The record is from RefSeq and is a predicted model, not a curated record. Lineage: Eukaryota; Metazoa; Chordata; Aves; Cuculiformes; Cuculidae. Gene Ontology annotation, cellular component: plasma membrane. Gene Ontology annotation, biological process: homophilic cell-cell adhesion. Gene Ontology annotation, molecular function: calcium ion binding.